AUGAUGUUAGAAACCGAAGCAGGUGAUCAAGCUAUAGAACUGUAUAUAAAUGAAAAUGUUGACACAAAUGAUUUUGUGGAAGCAACAUAUGAAUCUGAAGAACUUAAUGAUUUCGGUGUGAACAUCGAAUUUGAUGAGGAUGAUGUUAAUGAUGAAAGGAUACUGGGAAAGGUUUUUGAUACACCCGAUGAUGCCUAUACAUUUUAUAAUGAUUAUUCAUUUUUGCAUGGCUUUGGUAUACGUAGAGAUGACACAAUUAAAAAUCCUAAAACAAAUGAGCCUUUUCGGAAGAUAUAUGUAUGCAACAAAGAAGAUUUCAAACGGAUGGACAAAAAUGCGUCAAGUGAAAAUGAGAUAAAACGUCGUAGAGAUGUUAGAACCGGAUGUCAAGCAAAGCUUCGAAUAACAAGACAGGAGGAUGGAAAAUGGUUGGUGGACUCGUUUAAUGACACACACAAUCACGACUUGACCAUGACACCUACGAAAGUGAUGAAGCAUCGGUCUCAUAGCAAUUUUCACCGUUCAAUAGAAGGUAAAUCUCUUAUGGUGCAAUUUGGUCAAGCAGGGUUGAAACCUUCUCAGAUUAAAAAGGCUGUUAAUACUAUGAAAACCUCAAAUUUAGCUUAUGUAACUUCAAAGCAAUGUGCUGAUGUCUUAUCUGAGCAUCGAAAACAACAUAGAGGAAAGGAGUUCUAUGGACUUAUAAAACAUUUUCAAGAUAAAACAUUAAUUGACAGUGACCAGUAUUUUGUCGUAGAUUUGUCUGAUGAUGGGUAUCCUAGAAAUAUCUUUUGGGUUGAUGGUAGAUCAAGAGAUGCCUAUACAAAGUUUAGAGAUGUUGUUGUGUUUGAUGUCACUUAUAUGACUAACAAAUUCAAGAUGCCUUUUGCUCCCUUUACUGGGGUGAAUCAUCAUGGACAGUCUAUACUUUUUGGUGGAGCAUUGCUUGAAAAUGAAAAGGAAGAGACAUUUGAAUGGUUAUUUGAACAUUUCCUAAAAUGUAUGUUUGGCAAGUAUCCGAAUGCGAUUAUUACCGAUCAAGACAAAGCUAUGGGAAAUGCAAUAAAAAAAGUGUUUCCAGAGACCCGACAUCGCUUUUGUUCAUGGCAUAUCAGGAAGCAUGAAACUGAGCACCUUCGAUCGUAUGUUUCACGUUAUAGUGAUUUUCAAGAGACGCACAGACAAUGGGUAAAUAGUGACACCAUUGAACAAUUUGAAGCAACAUGGGAAGAUAUGUGUAUUAAGUAUGAAUUGGAAAACAAUUGUUGGCUUAGUGACAUGUAUAACCAACGUAUACAUUGGGCUAAACCUUUCUUGAAGGAUAUUUUCUUUGCUGGUAUGACUACAACCGGACGAAGUGAGAGUAUCAAUUCAUUUUUUGAUGGAUUUGUUAACUCGAGGACCAUGUUGAAUGAAUUCGUUCUACAAUACGACAAAGCAGUUGAGUCACGAAGGGCCGCCGAAGAAGAUGAAGACUUCAAGACUAUGAACUCGAGGCCGGUUCUUUCUUCAGUGCAUCCAAUCGAAGCAAAAGCAGUCAUCGUCACAUGUUCGUGUUCAAUGUAUGAGACAAAUGGGAUUUUAUGCAAGCAUAGCUUAUAUGUGAUGAAGAAGAAGCAUGUUCAAGAACUGCCGAGUCACUAUAUUUUACCGCGAUGGACCCUUGAUGCUAGGUACAAACUUGGUAGUGCUAGUAUCGGACUCGGAGAAAUAAAUACUGAAAAUGGAGUUAGUGCCUACACAUUAUUUUGUGUCCGUUCAAAUUUUACUAAACUUAUUGAACAAGCAAGGGACUCCCCUUUGGAGAUACAAAAACUUAAUACGAUAUUGAUAAGACUUUUAGAUGAUCAAGCAAAUCAAAAGAAAUCUAUGUCUUUGGAAAAUGCGUCUCAAAGUUCUUGUAUGGGAGUAUCGCAAGUAGAUAUGAUGCCACAAUUAUCUGUCCGUGAUCCUCUUGGUCCAACUACUACAAAAGGACGUCCUAAACUUGCUAGUAGAAUGAAGUCUUCUUUAGAAGCCCCCAAAAAACGAACAUGCUCUUACUAUCAAGGAUUGUGUCAUUAUGCCACUAGUUGUUCAAAAAGAAAGGCGGAUGCAUUGCAAGAGACAUAA
Lactuca saligna is the source of this 2112-nucleotide messenger RNA. Lineage: Eukaryota; Viridiplantae; Streptophyta; Magnoliopsida; Asterales; Asteraceae. The record is from the annotation of a GenBank genome assembly.